AUGUCUCCCGCACCCGUGAGCCGUAAACUGGAAGGAUACGAAUUUUUUCGGCAGACAUUACGCUCGCCUCGUCAUGUCAUGGCGCCCAUGGUGGAUCAGUCCGAACAAGCAUGGCGAAUCCUCGGUCGUCGUUACGGCACUCACGUUUGUUAUACACCCAUGUUUCACGCCAAGCUCUUUAGCGAUCCUGCACAAGGUCAUAAAUACCGUGCCGAGCAAUGGUCCACGGACGAAAAUGACCGUCCUCUCGUUGUGCAGUUCUGUGCCAAUGAUCCCGAAAUCUUACUACGAGCGGCUAAAUUGGUGGAAAACGAUUGCGAUGCGGUAGAUUUGAAUUUGGGAUGUCCUCAGCACAUCGCUAAACGAGGUCAUUAUGGAUCGUAUCUUCAGGACGAGUGGGAAUUGAUCCGCAAAAUGGUGUCGUUGCUUCAUGCCGAACUCGCUGUGCCUGUGACGGUUAAGAUUCGCGUCUUUGAAUCAGUGGAAAAGACAGUGGAAUAUGCAAAGAUGAUCGAAGCUGCGGGCGCUCAAAUGUUGACGGUGCACGGACGUUUACGAGAACAAAAGGGUCAUAAUACCGGAUUAGCGGACUGGGACAAAAUCAAGGCCGUCAAGGAAGCCGUUUCCAUCCCGGUACUGGCCAACGGCAAUAUUCUCUACUACGAAGAUGUGCAACGAUGUAUGGAUUACACCGGCGUAGACGGUGUGAUGAGUGCGGAAGGAAGUUUAUACAAUCCGGCCAUUUUCGCUCAGCGCGAUAUGCCGCCUUGCACCUGGGAAAUGGCUCAAGAGUAUCUGGAAAUUUGCCGUGAUCUCUGCCCUACUCGCUCCGGCAUUAUAAAAGCCCAUCUCUUCAAAUUAUUCCACUGCAGUCUUCCCCAUCACACCGAUUUACGAGCUCGACUGGGUAAAGCUACCACAUUUGACGAAUUAUGGGGUAUCACCAUGGAUUUGAAAGAACGUUUGGAGCAAGAUCGCGAACGGAUCGGAGAACAAGAACUGAAUGGUCAAGCCGAUGAAGCCGGUAUCCGCAAAUACGGUCAUUGGCGAUGCCAGCCCUACUUCCGUCCCAAAUUACCUCCACCCACCGAAAAAUCAAAGAAAGAAAAGAAGGCCGAAGCAAUGAAACGCAAACAAGAGGAAGUGAGCGAAACUGCUACCAGUGAAGCGCCCGCCGAUGCUGUUAUCGAGCCUGCGGCAAAAAAGUUAAAGGAGGAACAGGCUUGCGAAAGUAAUGCCACUGCAGCUGCUGUUACGGAGCCAGCUGCUGAAAGCGUCAGUGAGACUAUCAGUACGGAACAAGCCACGAACUAG
This is a messenger RNA of Radiomyces spectabilis, 1314 nucleotides long. Its product is annotated as dihydrouridine synthase-domain-containing protein. Gene Ontology annotation, molecular function: tRNA dihydrouridine synthase activity; flavin adenine dinucleotide binding. The transcript has 3 exons. The coding region runs from base 1 to 1314 and encodes 437 amino acids. The record is from RefSeq and is a predicted model, not a curated record. Gene Ontology annotation, biological process: tRNA processing. Lineage: Eukaryota; Fungi; Mucoromycota; Mucoromycetes; Mucorales; Radiomycetaceae.